GUUGAAUGGCGCUGGAGUUCCGUGGCUCGACUGCACAAAUUGUGUCCAGUCGACUCGGCCUUUGACACCCCGCUGGCGAUGCCCAACCGGGCCAGCGGACAGCCGGAAGAAGAGGUGGCCGGAGCACUGCAGACCCUUCCGGCAGACGCAGCCGGGUCACUUUUCUUCCCCGACCUGGAGACGGACAUCUGCCUCGACCCGACCGAGGACUCGUGCUCUGACAACUGGGAGUUGGUGAGCUACUCGCACUUCUCUGGCCUCACGUCUUCUGCGCCCGAGUUGCCCGUCAACUCGUUUUGGCCGGCCGAGCACAAGUCCCUCGACGAGGAUCUCCAGAUGAUCUGCGGCGGCUGCCUUGAGAUGAUCGAGGAUGUGCCGACGUGCGCGGAAACUGCCGGCACGAAGGUCUCCUUGGCCGCCUGCGCCUGGUUACAGGCGAUGCCGUGUCGCCAUCUCCUCUGCCUCCGCUGCUGGCAACUACAUGCACUGGCUAGUCUGGCCGAGGUCUGCACCGUCACCGGCCCGACCGAUCGGAUCCGCGCGCCCGCAUGUCCCGUCCUCGACUGUUCCGGCCGACUCGGCUUGGCCAGUUGGCUGCGUCUGGUACCGUUGCACCGGAUCGUCGGUCUCCUGAGGGCCGCCGACGUGCUGGCGCACUGCCGACAUGUCCUGCAAUCGCCGCAGUCUUCGAGCCUAGGCCACUGCGGCUCGCCUACCGGAGGCCAGUGCUUCUUCACCUGCCCCGACGCUGCUUGCAGCCGCGUCUUCUUAGUCGACCUCCCGAUAGACGACGCCCACUGUCCGGCGACUAUUCAGCCUCCAUCCGGAAUCUUAUGCCCAGACAGAAGGCAUCUCAACAAAGAGAUCGGCUGGAUAGCCAAUCUGGUGUGCCCACUCCAAGGACUCUACUCAGCCUCUUGGAGCGAUUCCCUUGUAGGCAACCGAUACUUUCCUCUUUCAUACCAAAUUAUGCAGCCUUGCGUUGUUUAG
Protopolystoma xenopodis is the source of this 990-nucleotide messenger RNA. The record is from the annotation of a GenBank genome assembly. NCBI's taxonomy places the organism in Eukaryota, Metazoa, Platyhelminthes, Monogenea, Polystomatidea, Polystomatidae.